This is a messenger RNA of Bursaphelenchus xylophilus (pine wood nematode), 766 nucleotides long. Lineage: Eukaryota; Metazoa; Nematoda; Chromadorea; Rhabditida; Aphelenchoididae. The record is from the annotation of a GenBank genome assembly.
AUGACUGAUAAAUCCAAAAAUCGCCGCAAACCCGUCAAGAAAGGUAAGAUUCGUGCUUAAAAAAGUUGAUUCAGAUCAUACAGCAAGUAUAUUUACCGUAAUCUUUCACUUUUAGACGCACUGAAAUUAACCCCUUCCGAGACAGUUAUCAGCUUCAAGGAAUUAGACUUCUCUGAGGCCCAUUCCCCUUCUCUGGACAUCAUGAAUAAAGCCUUGACGGCCAACAAUCUGGCCACGUCGAUGUUUGAUGAGGAGUAUGAAAGUGGAAGUGAGAGCCGAAGUAGUGGUCUGGGCACUUGUAAGCAAAACAUAUUCUCAGUGCAGGCAUACAAAAUGACUCUUUAUAAUGCAAAUAUAAGAGUAUACACCAAAGUGAACCUACGCGCCACAAAGCCCCUUUAUAGCGAAUAAUUUUUUUGGUCCUCGUGAUUCGUUGUAUAGAGAUUUGACUAUACAACCUUAUGGUCCUUGCUAAAUCUUCAUCAUCUAACUCGCUUAGAUUAAUUUUUCAGCGACUUUUCCGACGACUUCAUCCACCUCAGUUCCGGAAAAAUUCCACUGCAAACGGACGAUUCGACUGGUUUUCACGAUUGAUGGAGUGCCGGCCUCGAUUCAUUAUAAUCUGAAUAUCAAAUCGGAAAAUCCAGAUCCGAUUGUUCGGAUCGAAUCGGUCAAAUUGGGAGAGGAUGAGGUCGUCGUUGAACCAAGGAAGAAGACCUACCGGAUGUCUGUUACUGGCUUCAGAACGAGAAAGCGACUUGAAUAA